CUUCUUGGGCCUAAACUCAUCAACAAAUUCCUCAGAUCUCCCGCAAGCAUUUGCACCUUCAUUUUUGGAGACCUGACCAGGACAUCUCUAUCAUCAUGGCAACGCCUGUCUCUCUUGAUACUCAGACUUUUUGGAGCCCUCCGCAGGAAGCGUACACGGAGAAGCCCUGCAUCGUGAAGGCUUCGCGGCAGCCGUUACCGCAACAGCCGCAGCCAGUUGUUACGACAGCCUCGGUGUCGAUUUCUUCUGAUGAAGACUUCGACAACGAUUCACUCCCGUCCAUUGGGGUCCUUAUGGCAUCAGUUGCGGAUGAGCAGCGAGCUUAUGCAAGAAACGCAGACAACCUUACUCAGAUGCCUAUGGCAGCUCAGCGUACUGGAUUUGCUUCUUCGCGAGGCUCAUCUAGCAACCGUCAGCUUACCCAACGAACAAGAUCGAGCAAACUUCCACCAAUUUCAUCUCAUAACGGUCUUGCUACCGUGUUAUUGACCGCCGCUCAGCCAGCGUCGCCUAUGACUGCGUCACCUGACGAGAAUGCACCAAGGCAGCAUCGGCACACCAGUGAUCCUUACGAACCUCACCGCAUCUUAGCCAUCGAUGCGGUCCCUCAACGACAGGCUAGCCUCGAGGUAGCCCCUGGCGAUCGGCGUGAGUCGAUUCAUGGCCCUGAAGCUGAGAUACUCGAUCAACGUGAUGCUAGCUUAAUCGACGACUGCGACCUGGGGGGUGUGGAAACUCACGAGACUUUCCAUACGCAGGAAACUGCAGGGGGGCCCGGCGAUCCGGUUGCUGGCCGAGGAAGCUCCCAGCCAGGCAGUGGACAGAGUUUUCAAUCAGGAGGGGGCUUGACACGCGACGCAAACAGCGGUGUCCCUCCUACAGCUGAUGCAACGCUGGCUAGGGAUUCUCGCGGUGUGGAUGAUGGAUCCCCCACGGACCAGGCCAGCACUACUAGUGCCCGGAGAUGGAGGCGAUUACAAAGCACUCGUACACUUUCGAAACCGCCCGCAAUUCGUCCACUUGGAAAAGUGGCAAGCGUCGGAUCGGAAGCGGGCAGCAGCGACGAUGAAGGUGUUCCGGCUCGCAAGCGUCAAAAGACCACACGUUCUGCUCCCGCGAGACGUGACGCGAAGCCUAAGUCUAGGCCCGCGCGAGACCCUCGGCUCCGCGCCUCCAAACCGACAUCGAAACAGAGCAGCAAACGGCCGGCCGUCUCCUCCAAUCUUCAACCUAAGGAUGCCGUCCUCGCAAGCUACGAGGAGUGGCCGCUCCCUGAUGCAAUGCUCAAGCGUGUCCGAGACAACGGCAAGGCAACUUUCCAAAUUGAGUUCUCUUGGGAAACAUUGUGCGUGGCCCAUGCGGCCCAGGAUACAUCAACGACCAGCGCCCAGUUACUGCCGAGUAAAGUGCGAGGUCCGAAGACCAACACCGGGGGGCCAACAUCUCUGGAGUUCACAAAUGGCAGCAUAGAGCAGUUGUGUCCUAACCAGGCUAGUGACGCCGGCAUCUAUACGGUGAAACGAAUGUUUGCUCGAUGGAUGAAAGGCUUCUACUUUCUCCAAUGGUCCGAUGACACCACCGGGUGGGAGCCAAAGAAGAACAUUCUCGAUAAGAGAAUGCUCCGCGAGUUUGAGGCAACAUACAAGGGGUUUGAUGAAGGGGUUGCUGUGCUGAAUUCACGGACUCGGGCUGGCAAACGUAAAUGUCUUUUGCAUUGGCAUGACCGCCCGUCGUCUGAGGAUUCGUGGGUGGCCGAGAGGCUGAUGAGCCCGGAUGGCAUCGUCAAAUUCAGGGCACGUGGGUUGGAGUAGCCCUCCUAUCUAGCGUGCUGAUGACUUAGACAACCUCUCUAGCUGCGUUUACUUCCUGCCAAUCUUAACAACCCCGUUGCCUCUCAUCUCUAGUCU
This is a messenger RNA of Phialemonium atrogriseum, 1907 nucleotides long. RefSeq lists its product as uncharacterized. The transcript is spliced from 2 exons. Bases 96 to 1811 code for a protein of 571 amino acids. Lineage: Eukaryota; Fungi; Ascomycota; Sordariomycetes; Cephalothecales; Cephalothecaceae. The record is from RefSeq and is a predicted model, not a curated record.